GAUUCCAAAUGCUGCUGCUUUACCACAGAAGCGACCUCGGCAACCAUACUAUUGGCUCAACACUAGAAGGGAAGGAACAAGCCCCGCCUCUUAUCUUCGCGCGUCACCUCGCGCUUCGCUUCCCAUUCCAACGCAGCGAUCCUUUUUCCGCAUUCCCGUGGUACUUAGCGACGAAGACCUAAACCGAUGAGGGGUUCAGCCGGCAGUUUAGAAAAUGGAAAGAUAAUUUGGCCUCUGGGGAUGUCCUUUUGAGAGAAAGCAGUCUCUAUGACGGUGGUAGUCUUACACUGACAGCAUUUUUACCUGAUUGUCAUCUCAUUAGUAUUCAGUCAAAAUGGAUGCUUUGCCGAAUAUCCUUUCUCCAGUGGGUGGGAGUGGUGAUCUUGUCAGCUCACAAGCAGAAGUACAAAAACUGUUAAUUGAUGAAAGGAUGCGUUGUGAACAUCAUAAAACAAACUAUCAAACUCUAAAAGCAGAACAUACUAGGUUACUUGAUGAAUAUACUAAAUCACAAAGUGAGUUGAAGCAGCUGUUACAUGAAAAGCAAACUGUCCAUGAUAAAUUUCAGUUACUGCUUGCUGAACUUAGAGGGGAAUUAUUAGAUAAAACUAGAGAAGUAGAAGAGUUAAAAAUACAGGUGAUAACUCCCCAGAAGCUCGAACUGCUGAAAGCACAAAUACAACAUGAUUUAGAAACACCUAUGAGGGAACGCUUUCGCAAGCUGGAUGAAGAAGUAGAAAAAUAUAGAACAGAAUAUAACAAACUUCGUUAUGAACAUACUUUCCUCAAAUCAGAAUUUGAACAUCAGAGAGAAGAGCAGGCCCGUGUAUUAGAAGAGAAUAAAAUAAGAUAUGAAGCUGAGAUAACAAGGCUGGAUAAAGAUAAAGAAGAAUUGCAUAAUCAGCUGCUUAGUAUUGAUCCUACAAGAGAUAACAAGCGUGUUGAAGCACUAUUAAGAGAAAAGGCCCAACUACUGCAGAAAUUAAAGGGAUUAGAAGCUGAAGUAGCAGAACUAAGAGCACAGAGAGAAAAUUCUGGUGUGCAAGCAGAAAAUGUGCAAAGAAUACAGCUGCGACAGUUAGCUGAGAUGCAAGCUACAAUUAGAAGUUUGGAGGCAGAAAAACAAUCUGGUAAGUUGCAACUUGAACGCAUUGAAAAAGAAUUGCAGAUGAGCAAUGAGCAAAAUACAAACUUAAUAGGCAACCUUCAUAAAGCUGAACGAGAGAUUGAUGCCUUGAGUACUAAAGUAAGUAUUUUAUGUAGUCUAGCGUGUAUUUUCAGGUGUUUUGCAGGAGACAUAUCUAAUUGGGUCUAUUUCAUUCAUUUUCCCUUGCCUUUAUAACUGUGUGUUUUAAAAAGUUAUCCUACUGAUCUUGUAUUUUUCUCACAAGCCACAUUUAAUAGCUGUUAUUAUGAACUGAAGAAGCUGCCUUAUGCCAAGUCAAAAUGUUGGUUGAUCUAGUACAGUGUUAUUGCCUCCAAGAUUUAAUUUUCAUUUGAGGUAGUUACACUGUUUCUGGCUGAGUCAUUUCUGACAGCAAAUCAAAACUCAUAUGAUAAAAUGUUCUUUCAUUUGAAAACUUUCCAUUCACCUGGGAAAUUUAGAUAUCCUGGAGAAGAAUUUGAGCUUAACUUUUACUUUGAAAUACUUGUUUUCUAUAUGGAGGAUAUAGAGAACAUAUAAUCACAUUUAGUCACAUGAAUCCUGAUUAUCAAUACAUACAGUAUUGGACCAAAUUAGAGCUAUUAGAUUUUCAUGUCUAAAAAUCUGGAAGACCAACAGGUGGCUGCAAGGAAACAUGUAACUCUUACAGCCCAGAUCCAGUAGUUCUAGGUCAAAAGUAGUCCUAGACCUAAUUUUUGAAAGCUUGAACCAAAAAUACUGAGCCUGGUAUCUGAACACCACAAUUCAAACAAAUACUAGUAAUUUAGUCCAAAAAUCUCUGGGAUUAUUUAAGGUUAUUUCCAAAAAACCCUAAAAGUGUCAAGUAAUACAGAGGUUUC
Python bivittatus (Burmese python) is the source of this 2004-nucleotide messenger RNA. Lineage: Eukaryota; Metazoa; Chordata; Lepidosauria; Squamata; Pythonidae. The record is from RefSeq and is a predicted model, not a curated record.